AUGGCUUUGUUUAGAAAGUUCUUCUAUAGAAGACCACCUGAUGGGCUUUUGGAGAUCUCUGAAAGGGUUUACGUUUCUAUCUUUGAGAAUGGUAUAGUGGAUAAUACUGAUGUUAAUUAUGUUUUUGUCUUUGUAAAUGUUUAUUAUGGUUCGUGUUAUUGGGUUUCAGUCUUUGAUUGCUGUUAUAACACGGAUGUCUUUGAAGAUGAAGAAUAUAAAGUGUACAUAGGAGGCAUAGUGGGUAAACUUCGUAACCAUUUGCCUGAUGCUUCAUUUAUGGUUUUUAAUUUCCGAGAGGGUGAUAACCAAAGCCAGAUUGCUAGUGUAUUGUCUGAAUUUGACAUGACUGUAAUGGACUAUCCCCGACACUAUGAAAGUUGCCCCUUGCUCUCAAUGGAGAUGAUUCAUCACUUCUUGCGGUCGAGUGAGAGUUGGCUGUCACUUGGGCAACAAAAUGUGGUCUUGAUGCACUGCGAACGAGGUGGGUGGCCAGUUCUGGCUUUCAUGCUCGCUGCAUUAUUGCUAUAUGGGAAGCAGUUCACGGGUGAGCAGAGAACUCUAGACAUGAUUUACAAGCAAGGGCCUCGAGAGCUUUUACAGCUGAUCUGCCCUCUUAAUCCAUUACCUUCGCAAUUAAGGUACCUACAGUAUGUAUCAAGGAGGAAUGUGGGAACACAAUGGCCUCCGCUGGAUAGAGCACUUACGUUGGAUUGCAUUAUUCUGAGAGUCAUUCCUGGUAUGGAUACAGAGGGGGGUUGCAGGCCAAUAUUUAGGAUAUAUGGACAGGACCCUUUUAUGGCUGCUGAUAGGACUCCUAAAGUUCUGUUCUCAACACCAAAAAGGAGCAGAUUUGUCCGGCAUUACAAGCAGGCAGAUUGUGAAUUAGUUAAAAUAGACAUCCAUUGUCAUAUCCAAGGUGAUGUUGUCCUAGAGUGUCUUAACUUGGACAGUGAUCACGAAAGGGAACAUAUGAUGUUUCGGGUCAUGUUCAAUACGGCCUUUAUAAGAUCAAAUAUCUUGAUGCUUAAUCGUGAUGAAAUUGACACCUUCUGGAAUGCAAAGGAUCAGUUUCCCAAGGACUUCAGAGCAGAGGUACUUUUCUCAGAGAUGGAUUCUGCUACUUAUAUUGCUGCAAUUGAUUUGCCUGGUUUAGAAGAGAAAGAUGGCCUACCUAUGGAAGCAUUUGCAAGAGUUCACGAGAUCUUCAGCAAUGUGGACUGGUCAGGUACAAAAACUGAUGUAGUACACAAUACGCACCAACAUAUCAUUGCACCCCUUGAAAAUUUGGACAGUUCUCCCCAGAGUGCAGAAAUAGGCAGUGUAUGGAUGGAAUCGACCCCAGUUAAAGUUCAAGAGAAACUGAAACGAAAUGAAUCAGAAAACAAGACUCCAAGUCCCACUUCCGUUACCCUGCUGAAACAAUCUAUCCUUUCUUUUAAAUCAUUUUCAGAUACAAACUCAGUAACAGAGGAGGCUGAACCCCAAGAACCAAAGGUUGCCCACCAAUCUAUGCCGUCUAUUAAAUCAUCUCCUGAUGCAUAUUCAGCUAGGGAGAAGGUAGAACGCCAAGAACUGAAGGUUGCUCUCCAAUCUUCGCCCUCUAGUAGGCCAUCUUCAGAUGCAAAUUCAACUCAAAAGAAUGUUGAACCACAAGAGCUCCAGGUUGGUCCGCAACGGCCAGCUCAAUCUAAGAUUGUAUCACAGCGAGUACCUCAGAGAUCGCUCUCUUCUCCAGUUUCCUAUAGCAAUUCUUUGCAGGGCUCACCAUUGCCUGUGUCAAGAUAUCAUAGCGCACCCUCUGCCCUUGGUAUUACAGCUUUGUUGCAGGAUCAUGCUGCAUCUAAAGGUGAAGAAGUUGUGCGUCCAGUGACAUUAUCUCUACCUUCCUCAGCUAUUUCAUCUCCAAUCACAGGCGUAACUAAACCUGCACCACUCAAUAAUGUUUCUUCUCCGAGGACACCACCACCUCCUACCUCAUUGCAAUCUUCAAUUGGACCUCCUAAAACUACAGAAAAGCCUUCUCCAACAUGUCCUACUCCUCUUACUAUUCCUCAGCCUAUUUCAAUUUCUUCUCUUGUCACAGAUGUACCCAAACCUGCACCGCUCAAUCAUGUGUCUCCUUCAAAGAUACCACCAUGCCCUCCUAACCAAUUGCAAUCAUCAAUUGAAGCACCUAAAAAAUCUUUUGGUACUUGUCUUAUUCCUCCUCAAUCUACUUCCAAAGAAACAGAUUCUUUACUCAAUCAACAUCCUCAAGCAACAUCAGGGAGUAUUCACUCACCAUCGGUUCCUUCUUCUCUUCUCUCUUCCUUUUCUGCCUCGUCUCCUGUUACCAAGAGUUCAUCUUCAGCUCCUCCAGCCCCUUCUUUUUCGGGGGCAUCCUCGCCUGCCAUCAAGAAGUCAUUCUCAACUCCCCCUCCCCCUCCCCCUCCCCCUCCUCCGCCUCCUUUUUCAGGAGCAUCUCCAUCUUCUGCUGACAGGAACUGGCAUUCAGCUCCCCCUCCUCUGCCCCCUGGAAUAGCUUCAAUGGUUGCUGGCUCAGUUACUUCAGAGUCUGUCAGGAAAUUGGCUGUUGUACCGGGACCACCACCACCGCCACCACCUCCUCCUCUACAUUCUGGAUCUGCCUUGGGCCCCAAUAGUGCUCCUUCAGUGCCGCCACCACCUCCUCCUCCUCCUCUAUCUGCCUUGGGCCCCACUAGUGCUCCUUCAAUGCCACCACCACCAGCUCCUCCUCCUCUAUCUGCCUCGCGCCCCUCUAAUGCUCCUUCAGUGCCACCACCACCACCACCUCCUCUCAGUUCUGCUGCAAAAGCUUCUUCAUUUAAUAAUGCUGCACAUGUUCCUCCUGUGCCACCUCCUCCUGCUCCUUUGGCUAAAGGAUUGUCACGAACUAGCAGUGUCUCCUCACUGUCUCAUGCUGGAGUUAGUAAUGGAAAUGUGCCUUCAGUUCCUGGACCACCUCCCGGCGCUCCAUUCAGUGCAAAGGGGCGGGGCAUGUUCCAUAUAAAUGCAAAAAAUCAACCCAGAAAAGCCAACCUGAAGCCUUAUCAUUGGUUAAAAUUAACUCGGGCCGUGUCGGGCAGUUUGUGGGCCGAGGCACAAAAAGCUGAUGAAGCUUCCAAGGCUCCAGAGUUUGACAUGUCAGAACUUGAAACUCUUUUCUCAGCAGCUGCUCCAAAUUCUGAUCGUGGGAGCACAGAGGGGAAAUCAAAUCGGCGCACUUUGGGACAUAAAUCUGACAAAAUCCAGCUGAUUGAACUUAGAAGGGCAUAUAAUUGUGAGAUCAUGCUUUCAAAGGUUAAAAUUCCUCUUUCAGACCUGAUGAGUUCAGUUCUUGCUUUGGAUGAUACAGCAUUGGAUGUUGAUCAUGUUGAUAACCUUAUUAAGUUUUGUCCAACAAAAGAGGAGAUGGAAUUACUCAAGGGUUAUAAUGGAGAUAGAGAGAACUUGGGAAAAUGUGAACAGGUUUCUGAUCUCAGAGGUAAUUUGAAUAUUGUAAAUUCGGCUUCUGAAGAGGCAAGUCAAACCUUCUUACUUCUCCAGUUUCUUCCAGCAAUGAGCUCGGCGAAGUUGAAAAGGAUUAUGCAAACUAUUCUUUCCCUGGGUAAUGCUCUCAACUUUGGUACUGCAAGGGGUUCUGCUGUUGGAUUUCGAUUGGAUAGUCUCCUUAAACUCACUGAUACACGAGCUCGAAACAACAAGAUGACUCUCAUGCAUUAUCUUUGUAAGGUGCUUGCUGAAAAGCUUCCAGAACUGCUAGAUUUUCCAAAGGAUCUUGUGAGUUUGGAGGCUGCAACAAAAAUACAAUUGAAAUAUUUGGCAGAGGAAAUGCAAGCAGUUAGUAAAGGACUUGAGAAAGUGAUGCAGGAAUUGACUGCUGCAGAGAAUGAUGGUUUGAUUCUCAAGAAAUUCCUUUCUUUUGCUGAAAGCGAAGUGAGAUCUUUGGCUUACCUUUAUUCCAGUGUGGGUAGAAAUGCAGAUGCACUGACUCUUUAUUUUGGGGAAGAUCCGGCACGUUGCCCUUUCGAGCAAGUUGUGUCGACUCUGCUCAAUUUUGUGAGGAUGUUUGUCCGAGCACACGACGAAAACGAAAAACAACUUGAAUUGGAAAAGAAAAAAGUAGAAAAGGAGGCGGAAAUUGAAAAGUCCAAGAUGGCUUCUCCCAGAAAGCUGUCUGUUAACUUGGUCUUCUGUUUUGGGGUCCUUUACUUGCGUUGCUCAUUCAGUGUCAUCUUGAUAGUUCAUUUGUGCCAUUGUUUACCAAGUUUCAUUGCUUUUGGAGCAGAGAUGUUGGCAGUCUACGCAGACCCUGUCGACUAG
Molecule: messenger RNA, 4323 nt
Organism: Dovyalis caffra
Lineage: Eukaryota; Viridiplantae; Streptophyta; Magnoliopsida; Malpighiales; Salicaceae
Source: the annotation of a GenBank genome assembly